This is a messenger RNA of Macrobrachium nipponense, 2472 nucleotides long. Its product is annotated as protein N-terminal asparagine amidohydrolase-like. The transcript has a single exon. Gene Ontology annotation, cellular component: nucleus. The record is from RefSeq and is a predicted model, not a curated record. NCBI's taxonomy places the organism in Eukaryota, Metazoa, Arthropoda, Malacostraca, Decapoda, Palaemonidae. Gene Ontology annotation, biological process: ubiquitin-dependent protein catabolic process. Bases 5 to 952 code for a protein of 315 amino acids. Gene Ontology annotation, molecular function: protein-N-terminal asparagine amidohydrolase activity.
AGAUAUGGUUAUUCUUGUUGAUGGCAACCCUUUAGAUAAGGUUCCUGAUUCCAUUAGUGAAUUUUAUAAAGUCCAUCAAAGUGUAGUUGCAAAGGGGUCUAGUUUUGCUAGUCAAAAUAAUAUUUUGGUACAGAAAGAAUAUAGUCUGUAUGUAGCACAAGGGGAGUUUGCUGUUGUUCCUGCAAGUGAUGCCAAGAUCAAAUACAUAGGAUCUGAUGAUGCUACCACAUGCCAUAUUGUCAUUAUAAGACAUGCAUCAGGAACAGUUUGCGUAGCACAUUUUGAUGGGAGCAAAAAUGAAGAAGCAGCAGUUGACACUAUGGUAUCUAAAAUAUUUCAAAUUGAGGGCAGUGUAGGUCCUUUAGAAUUAUAUGUGGUUGGUGGGUACGUUGCCGAAGAAGGAAGUAGAGAAGCAAACAAGAAUGAGUCUGAAAGCUUAUCUAUAAAAAUAUUAGGGUUGUUCAUGAGACACAAGUGUCAGUUUAAUCUUUUUCUUUGGUGUACUUGUUCUUUGAAUACCACACAAGGAUCUAGUGGACCAAAACCAAUAGUGUAUGGAAUGGCUGUUCACCUUUCUAGUGGGACAGUAUUCCCAGCAACCUUUAAGUCACAUGAUCCAGAUUUGCCACUAAGGUCAGCAUCACGUUGGAUGGGGGAUCACACAGUUGCUUGUGAUCUGUAUGACUACAAGACGGGGACCAUAACUAUUAAGCCUUUUAAUUAUUCAGAUGUUGAUCAUUUUGCUUUUUAUUUGAAGCUUUCAGAUCAGGUUUUGCUAAAUAAUUUCUCCACGUCCCCUAAAGUGGAACCCCCUUCUUUUUGUCAUGAUUUAAGAGAAGUAUUCAGAGUGUUUGUGACCCACCCAAAUCCUGAUGUUACUUUGUUUCCAAAUCAUAAACCAAAGUGUUACUAUAUGAAUGAUAGUGGGUUGUGGCAGUUAUUGAAAGAGUAAAAUGUGUGUUAUAUUUUGCAGAGAGUGAAAAGUACAAUAAAAGAAAACAAACAGAAUCCUGUGAUUAAAUUAUAAAAUGAUUGCCUUGCAUGAACUGGAACAUGUUAAUUAAAACUAUAUACUGUACAUUCAUUUAUAAACUGCUGCAAACUAGCUUGUGUUCUCUUAUUGUACUGGGACAAACAAACCUGUGAUAUGGAUUUUAAUUGUAUAUCUUGAAAGAAGUUUUACUUUUGUCAGUGAUUAGAAGUCACGAUGGUACAUUAUGUUGAUGUUGGGUAAAUUAGUUCCUUUUUUUGUAUGUCAAGUUUAUUAUGUAAGGUUAUGUACUUUUUUUUUUUUUAGAACUAUUUUGAUGAUACAGCAAAAAAUGCCUCUUAACAUGUUUUGUAAUUAAUACUGUUUUUAGGACCGUUAAUUUUGGUUUUUUCUUAAAUCAAGAGACACUAGUCAUCCUUUUCGCUUAUGGCAGUUUAUUUUUUUAAUAGUUCCCAAGGAUGCUGAAGUCCAAACUUGUACUGCCAAUUUUAUGUACCGGGUAAUAGGUAUCUCUUAUGCCUAUUUAAUUGGAAUAGGCAGAGUUAUUUUUAAUUUAAGUUUGUGAAUGUUCUUCAAUACUUUUAAGUAUUGUAUUUUUCAGUAUGUUUCACUAGGAUUUUAUUUUUGAAAAGGCAUGACUAAUUUUAUUGACAUGAAAUGAAAAUAUAUAUACUGUAUCAUGUUCUAGGUACGUAUAUUUAUUUCAUGCUUUUUAUUUAAAAAAAAACAUGUUUCUUGACUCAGGAGCUUGAAUGAAUGAAUUGCUCCUCCUGUAAUGUGCAAUAAGUUGAGGACAAAGGUGUUCUUGUUGAUAUGUGCCUUAUUAAAGAAGUGUUUAGCAGUAUCCUGUGGUGGUUUUAUGGCUGAAUAUAACUUCAGUAACUGAAGAGAAUUGCUCCACCCAUUCCUUUUUCAUUAUUAAAAAAUUCCAUGUAAUUUGUAGAUAGUGAUGCCUGUGAUCUCAUUUAGAGGCAUAUUUUGUCAAGAUUAUAUUGUGUAUACUACAUUAGUACAUAAGGUUUAGGUGUGUGAUGUUUUCUAUUCAAGCAAUACAAAUAUGAAGACUAGUUAAGCUUUGAUAAAUGUCUUCUUUAUUAGGUAAUGUUUGUGCAAUGCAAGUUAUAUAUUGUUUUUGUAUGCUAGAAGUAGUUAUAUAAUGGUUUAUGUACCAUAUGUCACAGCACAACAGUGAAAUGAUUUUUUAAUUCAUAUGAUAUGUAUUAAAACACUAUUGAAAAUUACAUUUAUAGUAGUGUAUGGAAAUGCUAGUUUUUAAAGUUCAUGCAGGGCUGUAUUUCAAUAUUCUUGCUGCAGCUCUGUUGUUGAAGAUUAUUUUGCAUAUAGCAUAAUGCUUUUUGUGACCAUUCAGUAUUAUAUUUUUGGAAUGUGUUACGUUACUAUAGUGAAUAUAAGCUUAUGUAGCCAACUAUUAGUGAAUAUAAGUCUUAUGUAGCCAGUACUGAAAAAAUUUAUAUUCCAGA